AAUUUUCCACGCCACCCGCUAAUUGGGAUUAGCAUUUCUCACCUCGUCUGAAUCACCACUUUCAAUGAGAAUAAAAUCUCACUGACCUGACUGGGGAUUUUGCGCCGACGCUGCGACUGAAACGGCGUCGUUAGGGGACCAAAACGCUGCCGUUUCGGCUUCGCUGGACGGUGGAGCCGCGCCCGUGCUCACUCUUCUUCACUGUCCAUUCACCAUGUGUCUAUGAAGUUCGGUUUGCCGGGAGCCUAAAGCGGGAGAGGGAGAGAGAGAGAGAGAGAGAGAGAGAGCUCCGCGAAGUCAGAGAUUGCCGGGGAUACUACACCGGCGAAGGGAGUUGUAGUCGGAGGGGAGGCGGAGGUGGCUCGGUGGUGUGACGUCAUACUAAGAGCCGGCGAUGUGGACCUCCGGUGCGGCUCGGCCGCCUUCAUUCAACGGGACUGCUUCUCCUCUGCCGGGAAACGGCACCAAUACGCCGCCGCCGGCUGCCCCUUCUUCAGUGACGAACGACACGAUUUCGCCGUCGGGGCCCGAGCUGGACCCGUUUCCGGCGCCGAACGGCAUCCCUAGGCUUGCACAAAUUGCGUUCGUUUUGGCAAUUCUGAUUGCAGUAAUUUUUAUGCUGCUUGGCACGAUCAUUUACAUCCUAAUGCGCCGUAGACGCAGGAGACAGGAUUUUUACUAUGGAGAAUCUCCACCAGAUUCUAAAGCAGGGAGUGACUAUGGAGAACCUCCACCAGAGCCUAAAGAAGGGAGUUACUAUGGAGAACCUCCACCAGAGCCUAAAGCAGAGAAUGACUAUGGAAGACCGCCACCAGGGCCUAAACGUGAUCCUUUUGCCGAUCAACCUCAGCGUUGGCAGCAGAAUGCUCCCACACCAACUGACAGUGAAGUCAUUUUGCUGCCAAGGCCGAGCACUCCGCCACAGAUUGCACUGAAAGACAAGCUGCCACCAGCGUUCGUUCCCACUCCCCACGCACACUCUUCGACGAGUAGCAGCUUUUGCUCUGAGAAGCCACUGCGUCCGGCACCCUCAGGCAUUGCCUUGAGUUUCUCUAAGAUUGCCUUUACGUAUGAAGAACUAGCAAUAGCCACAAAUGGUUUCUCCAAUGCCAAUCUCCUCGGUCAAGGUGGCUUUGGCUAUGUUCAUAAAGGAAUCUUUGCAGGUGGGAAAGAGGUAGCGGUCAAGCAGUUGAAAGCUGGAAGCGGACAGGGGGAGCGAGAAUUUCAAGCAGAGGUUGAGAUUAUUAGCCGUGUUCAUCACAGACACCUUGUGUCGUUGGUCGGGUAUUGCAUUUCUGGGACUCAGAGAUUGCUCGUCUAUGAGUUUGUUCCAAAUAGCACCUUGGAGUUCCAUUUGCACGGAAAAGGGAAUCCGCUCAUGGACUGGACAACAAGGAUGAAAAUUGCUCUAGGAUCUGCAAAGGGACUUGCCUAUUUGCAUGAGGACUGUCAGCCAAGGAUCAUCCACCGUGAUAUUAAGGCAGCUAAUAUUCUUCUCGAUUACAAUUUUGAGGCGAAGGUUGCAGAUUUUGGACUCGCAAAGUUUUCUUUGGAUACUGAGACUCAUGUCUCUACCCGAGUGAUGGGAACUUUUGGUUACUUGGCCCCAGAGUAUGCUUCAAGUGGGAAGCUUACUGAUAGGUCAGAUGUCUUCUCCUUUGGGGUUGUGCUUCUGGAGUUGAUCACUGGGCAUCGGCCAAUCGAUAAAGCUCAAUACUUCAUUGAAGACAGCAUUGUUGACUGGGCAAGGCCUCUGCUAAUGCAAGCUUUUGAAGACGGGAACUUCGAUGCCAUCGUGGAUCCUAGAUUGCAGAAGGAUUACAACUCCAGUGAGAUGGCUCGAAUGGUUGCUUGUGCGGCUGUCUGUAUCCGUCAUUCAGCGCGGCGCCGGCCACGCAUGAGCCAGGUAGUCCGAGCUUUGGAAGGGAACAUAUCGCUAGAUUCUCUAAACGAGGGGAUCAGACCUGGGCAUAGCACAGUGUACAGUUCCUAUGGAAGCUCAGACUAUGACUCGGGCCAUUACAACGACCUGAAGAAAUUCAGGAAGAUGGCAUUAGAAAGCCUGGAUCAUGACCCCAGUGAGGCCAGUGGACCUAUCAGCGAGUUCGGCGCGCACCCAUCUAGCGCGAGCAGUGGAGAUCAGCAAAUGUCACAAGGGGUGGAAGUGGGAAUGAAGAAGCAAGUCUGAUACAUUGGUGAAAUUGCUGCUCUUUCGCAGAUAGAGCUCUUCAUUUUUUGAUGAUUCUUUAAUUAUCUACAUUGCUUUAGAAAACAACUGCAUGCAUACCACGCCACCCACCCCGUGCGUAUCUGCAUCAUAAGGAGAUAGGAGCUGACCAUUUUUUAGGUAUAAGAUGUACAGAAUAUGUCAGCUUGAAUCAAUCUUCAUCUAAUUUUUGGGUGCUUGUUUUAGAUAUUUUGCCUAAAGGUUUUUUACAUUAUUGAGGGAUACUGAUUGAAAUGGAAUUGUUGGAACCA
Malania oleifera is the source of this 2478-nucleotide messenger RNA. RefSeq names its product proline-rich receptor-like protein kinase PERK15. The record is from RefSeq and is a predicted model, not a curated record. The coding region runs from base 395 to 2188 and encodes 597 amino acids. NCBI's taxonomy places the organism in Eukaryota, Viridiplantae, Streptophyta, Magnoliopsida, Santalales, Ximeniaceae. Gene Ontology annotation, molecular function: ATP binding; protein kinase activity. Gene Ontology annotation, biological process: protein phosphorylation. The transcript is spliced from 8 exons.